Messenger RNA from Coccidioides posadasii C735 delta SOWgp, 747 nucleotides. RefSeq lists its product as uncharacterized. Lineage: Eukaryota; Fungi; Ascomycota; Eurotiomycetes; Onygenales; Onygenaceae. The record is from RefSeq and is a predicted model, not a curated record.
AUGGCAUCACAAUACAGCCUGGCCGAUUACGACUCUGACGAGGAACGCGCCAAAUACCCCCAAGUCCCGGAAGAUAAUCUCGCAUCUGCCGCUCUGUUCUGUGUGAAUAUGCUUGAAUCCAAGAACAUCAACUAUGCACUCUUCGGCGGCUUUGCCAUUCGCCUGCUGGGAGGAAAACGGGACACCCGCAAUGUAGACAUCCUGUUCCAGGGAAACAUAAAGGAUAUAUGGAGCAUUGUGGAGACGCAACAUCGUCUGGUUAUCCCUAGCAGCAGAUUGACCACCGAUAUUCUCAAAGUCCUUGUUCAUACUGGCCCUGGUUAUGACUCGUGUGAUGUACAAGUGCCGGUUGCGGUGACCCUCAUUGAGUCCGGUAUAAAUCAACCUUCCAUCAGAUAUCGAGGAAGUCCAAAAAGUUUGGCAACCAAUCGGCUUCUCUCUAGUGUUGACACCAUUGCGGGGCACCGGCCGAUCUAUGUCCUUGGAGUUUUUGACAUCAUCAACGUCAAGCUGGCCGCCUUCAUGCAUGAUCGUCUGGAUAAAGACAAAGAGGAUCUUUUGUUCCUCAUGCGGAAAUAUCCCGAAAAGGUUUGCACAAGAAUCAAAGACCUCGAUCAGGAGGCAGCUACCAUCUUUAUGGACUCGAUUCCUGACGACGUUCGCCCUGAGCUUACCGAAGAGAUUUUUAAUUUCAAAAUUCAUGGAGUGACUCCAAUGGCCCAUCGAGAAUAUUUUGGUUCUCCUUGA